AUGGGGUGUCCAAACCAUGAACUGAUGAACAGUCACACACUAAGUGAAUCAGCUCUUCUAUUUUACUGGAAUCUGGAUGUACUUACUGAGUCAACAGAUCCAGACACUUUAGUGGAAAGUGGGGUUUGUGGGAAUCUUUCCGGGUCUAAAUUGAAAAUAUAUAGAUUUCAAUGUUUUGAAAAACUCACGAAAAUCGGCAGAGAGGCUCUUCAAAGAUACUUUGACAAAGUGUUUCCUCCGGCAGAGCUAUUUAUGCUAGUUCAGAAGAAGAAAGAGAACUUAAGUAGACAGCUCAAUAAAGACCAGUUUGAUCUACUGUUUCCAGUAGAUAAAUCGAUUCCAACCUCUUCUGCAUUUGAUGUGACAAUUAUGUACAAACUGUUGAGGAACUAUGGACCAAACCUUCCUACCCCGACCAAAGGCUGGGGAAAGCAACCAGAACCAGGACAAAAAUCCGAAACUGAUGACGUGGAGAGAAUUCGAGUUUAUAGGAAUGAGGUUGAACAUAAAACUCCAGCAAUCAGUGUCAUGGAGAAAGAGGACUGUCGUGUGAAGUGGAGAGACUUGUGUCAGGCAUUACUACGACUUAGCGAAGGAAGCCUGGAACAGGAUAUAAUGGACCUGAAGCACCAACCUGAGAAUGUGAUAACGUCAUGUCGCGUUUAAACCAGAGUUUUCACAUCAUUGCCGGAAGUAUUCUCCCAUAAUAAUUUUUCUUCUUUAUAAUUACCCUAGUGAAGAAUUUUGUGUUUUGUUUUCCGUGAAAACUGUUAAUUUUACAGAUUGAUACAAUUGCAUGUUACGCAUGAUGGACAUGUAUAGGCAUAACAAAUUUGUCUGUCUAUCUGUCUUUAGUGGUCACACCUUCCAAUUACAAAAAAUAGACCUCUUUUUUUUUUAUUGUAUCCUCUCAUAGGAGAAGAAUAUGUUUAUUGAAAAACUCUAACCUGGUAGAGACCGUAAGCUGUGUUCUUAUAUAAAAGCAUCCUUCUUUAUGGGAAAAAAUUGUAACCAUCAAUGAAAUAGAAUCAAUCUACGUACAAGUACAUACUUCAACACACACGACAUCUAUGUUUUUUUGCAGUGUGAUAUCAUUUAUUGGCGGAAUACAAGUUUUUGUAAUUACUCUGCACUUUCGGGUAAGCAGUUCAAUUUUUCGUAUAAUAAACAAUAACUUAAAUAGCGUUCCUAAUCAAAAAUACGUUUACAGAGAGAAAAGCACUUUUCAUAUAAUCAUUUGAAAUAUUGAUCAAAGAGCAGCAUUGUGAAAGGACAGAUAGCAUGCAUGUGCAACAUUUAAGAAAUUAUAUGCUGAGCAAUAUUUUAUGUUAUUCUUUUUGACAAGAAAAAAAAAAGACUAAAUGCAAAAUGUACGUAAUUUAGAAAUGGUACCGAAGAUAUAAGACACCUUAUUUUUGAAUGUGAUGAUGUACGAGUACAAAGAGUAAGGGAAAAGUUGAAUAAUAUAAUAUGAAUUUUUUUUAUCAAUGAUGUACAACGGAAAUAUAUUGUUAUAGGAUUCUACUU
Messenger RNA from Saccostrea echinata, 1527 nucleotides. RefSeq lists its product as uncharacterized. The coding region runs from base 1 to 666 and encodes 221 amino acids. The record is from RefSeq and is a predicted model, not a curated record. NCBI's taxonomy places the organism in Eukaryota, Metazoa, Mollusca, Bivalvia, Ostreida, Ostreidae. The transcript has 5 exons.